This is a messenger RNA of Exophiala spinifera, 801 nucleotides long. RefSeq lists its product as uncharacterized. Lineage: Eukaryota; Fungi; Ascomycota; Eurotiomycetes; Chaetothyriales; Herpotrichiellaceae. The transcript has 3 exons. The record is from RefSeq and is a predicted model, not a curated record. The coding region runs from base 1 to 801 and encodes 266 amino acids. Gene Ontology annotation, cellular component: cytoplasm.
AUGUCCUCCUCCAGUGCGACCAGCCAGGAGAAUGGCCACUACCCCAAGAUCAAGCUGUACACCAACUACGGUUGCGGCUGGUGUCAUCGGGUGCAGUUUGUUCUGAAAGAACUCGGUCUAGCGUACGAACAAGUCCUCGUUGACCUCGACAACCCACGACCAGAGUGGUUUCUGAAGUUGAAUCCGCGCGGCCUCGUCCCUGUCCUUCAAUACACCGCUUCACCCACCUCCCCUCCCCUGACACUCACAGAGUCAGGAGCCAUUGUCUCUUUUCUGACCGACCUGUACCCAUCCCACCUGCUCCCGACCCUCUCUCCACACUCACCAUCGGCGCCACCAUCGGCCGACGACAUCGAAAAGGCUCAUUUGCGCUACCGCAUGGUCUUCUUCGUGGACACGUACUUUUCCAAGAUCCAACCUCUCUUCUUCAAGCUCGUGGGCGCUGACGAUGCCACCGCCAAGGCGAAGCUGGUGGACGACAUCGUCGCUCUUCUCGAAAAGGAGAUCGAGCCUUUGCUGGCCGAUGCUCAGCCCUAUUUCGCAGGGAGUAAAGAUGCCACCUUUGUCGAGGCAAUGACCGCCCCUCUCAUGGCGCGGAUGUACGAUUUCACGAACGACGUGAUCUUCCCCUCGGCUCUCGGCGAGCGUAUGACGGGGCCCACAAUGCCCAAUUUCGCACGCUGGCUGGCCCUUUCCUCCUCUCAUCCCUCGGUCCUCGCAACCUGGGACAAGGAAUACUUUAUCCCGCGCAUCAUCGAGAGACUGCCGAGGGCCAAGGCCAAAUACGGCCCUGGAAACUAA